Nyctereutes procyonoides (raccoon dog) is the source of this 922-nucleotide messenger RNA. It is a transcript of the gene TOMM5, whose product is annotated as translocase of outer mitochondrial membrane 5. The record is from RefSeq and is a predicted model, not a curated record. Gene Ontology annotation, cellular component: mitochondrial outer membrane translocase complex. NCBI's taxonomy places the organism in Eukaryota, Metazoa, Chordata, Mammalia, Carnivora, Canidae.
UCCGGGCGCCCGGCAGCCUCUGAGGAGAGCGGAGCGUGGCCGCUGCGAGGCUGAGAAGCAGAGCCGUGAUGUUCCGCAUCGAGGGCCUCGCGCCGAAGCUGGACCCGGAGGAGAUGAAACGGAAGAUGCGCGAGGAUGUGAUCUCGUCCAUACGGAACUUUCUUAUCUACGUGGCCCUGCUGCGAGUCAGUGAGUGUUUCCCGGGCUGCGGCCGCGAGACCCGCGGGGAGCUCGCGGACAUGGCCCGCCCGACUCUGGUCCUGGGGUUCUGUGGGGGCCGCGAGCUGAGCGCACCUUUUAUCCUAAAGAAAUUGGACAGCAUAUGAAGAUGGGUAUCAUAUGUGAAUGCGAGAUAUGAGGAAUCCAGUUACAAUUUCUACUCGAUCUGCAAAUGAAUAGGCCCAGAAAGAUGUAAGAGACUCUUUGAUGAAUGGACAUAAAAAUUCUACUUGUUAAGAACAAGUGUGGCUCUGGUAACUGACCUUCAUAGCUAAAGUUUAAAAAUACUUGGGAAGUAAAGACAUCUUGUGGUGAUAUUACACCCAUAUGCCUGUGAUGUUCAGCUUCUGUGAAUGUUGAUAUAAUUGUAAGUAAUGUCAAACUCUAUUUUCUAACAAGUAUUAAUUAUAAGGGAAUUCUGUCUACAAUAGCACUGUCUUGCUAAUUUCUGUUUACAUUUUUACUUCUUUCUGGAGUACAUAUGCUGAAUUGUUCCUUAUGAUUAGUUAUAUUUUACAAAAGCCAGCACACAGCCACAACAACACUUGAGCACAGGACCAUUGGUCUAUAUUUUUAAUUAAAGUAUCAACUAAGAAAAAAAUUGGGAUUUUAUUUCUCUUAACCUACUUUUUGCUGCAGACCUCUUUGAUAUUGUAAUUAUUACAAACUACAUUAAACUGAGUUCCUCUUGUUUUGGACUGAA